Messenger RNA from Vespa mandarinia (Asian giant hornet), 9440 nucleotides. RefSeq names its product RIMS binding protein (gene Rbp). Gene Ontology annotation, biological process: neuromuscular synaptic transmission. Gene Ontology annotation, molecular function: protein binding. Lineage: Eukaryota; Metazoa; Arthropoda; Insecta; Hymenoptera; Vespidae. The record is from RefSeq and is a predicted model, not a curated record.
AGUGUAGCGACGACGAGAACGAGCGAUCCCCCACCUUUUCUCUCCCGCGAUCCGUCGGCGAGGGAGCACUUCCUCCUCCUCCUCCUCCUCCUCUUUCUUCUCUUCUUCCUCCUCCUCCACCUCCUCCUCCUCCUCCUCCUCCUCCUUCGCCGUUUUCCAGCGGUCCUGACCGCCCACCCUCCCGCUUGCUUUCCACGCUCGAACAGAGAUCUUGGGGGUGUACGGACGAUGAGAUAGGCGAGCGAAAAAGCUCGCGAGUUCCGAGGAGUUUGCUCGUUGGCAGCAGUAGCAGUAGCAGUAGCAGCAGCACCAGCAGCAGCAGCAGUCCUGGCCUGCCACUAUCCUUCCGAUACGGUCAUCGUAAGUGUCUUCUCGUCUGUGCUGCAUAUGCGUGUUGUGUGCGUGCUGUGUCGUGUGUUCUCGCGUGCCGUUGUCGUUGUCGAUUCGUCGUUGUUAUCUUCGUCGUCGUCUUCGUCGUCGUCGCUGUCGCCGUCGCCGUUGCCGUCGCCGUCGCCGUCGUCGUGAAAAGAGCAAAGAUGGUAAGGGUGAAGAAACGGAAAGAAGCUACGAAAUGAGGAUUGAAAAUAAGUGUGCCAACUUUCUUAUGGGAAUACAUAUACCACGUAUAUACCGGGGGUGAGAAAUAAGAUUGCUCGAUGUUAUAUCUUCCUUGGAAUAUGGUCCCGGUGAUUCUCGCAUUGAUGGGUUUAAAUCAUAGCUCUUUAAAAAUGAGCUAAGGAAUAUUUUCUAAUAAAGCGCGCGCGUUUAUCGAACGUCGCUCAGGGGUUGUUCGGGUCUUUCAGCAGCACCGAACAAACGAACGAACGAACGAACGAGCGAGCGAGCGAGCGAGCGGUGGCGUUUCGUUGCUCCACUGUGCGUGGCGACGCGACAGUCUCGACGACGGCGGCGAACUCGAGACGUGUCCGAGACCGAGGGUAAAUCAGUCAGUAUGGCGGUGGAAUUGGCGGAGUGCUGUGGCGUUGGAGGUGGCGCUUCCACGGCACCUCAGGCUCCGCAGCUGCAGGCUACCGGAUCUGCUGUCGGGGCUACCACCUCCGCGAUCAUGCAGGACCCAGUUCUCGAGUCCAUCCUCGAGCAAAUGCGAGAAACCGAAGCUCGGAGGACAGAUUUGGAACGACAAUACGGGGAAGCACAGAAUCAAUUACGUGAAAAGAUAGCAGGUCGAUACCAAGGACCAGAAUCAGUCGAAGCACUGCAGUCGAAAAUCAGAGAAUUGGAGAAAAAAACUGAAUUGCAGAUGGUCAAGCAUGAGGAAUUAUCGCUGGAAUUGACGAGUUUAAGAAGGGCUCGAACUCGUGGCCCAGGUGUUGGUCAUGUUACAUCUGGAAUACCAACAUCCACUUGGCCUCCGGCUGGCUCUGAAAUUGAUAGAAUUAUUGCAAAGAUUGAACAAGACAGUAGCAGUGCCGGCAGAAUGUUACACGACUUGGAUCAUGCUCGAGGAACUAUAACUACACAGCAACCUUCGGCCACGCAAAGUAUUCUUCGAUCCAGUUCGGAGAACCUUCCUAAUUUGGGCCAACAUCAGCACCCUCCUCAUCCGCAUGCUCUUAAUCUGGGGAUGCCCACGCAAAUGAGCCAUUAUGCAGGAUCGCCCAUGCCAUUGACGCCAAUGAUGCCUGGUUGUCCGCCGUUGACGCCAAACGGGCCACCGUAUCAUUAUAGCGAACCAAUACCUCCAGCACCGUCUCUCUCUACUAGUCAGUCGCAACCUGCUUUUCAACAAAAGCUCCAGCAAUAUCAACAACAACAACAAACGGAUUUGUCGAGUUCUCAUCCUCAGGGAACUUUGCCCUCCCAACAAAAGCAACAAGCGCACACACACUUUACAAGUAAUCAGUAUCAAGAGAGUUAUCCGCAUACGCAAACUUAUCAGCAACCGCUUCAACAGCAACAACAUCCGAGCUCGACUUCGUACCUGACAGCGUCGAAUCAAAGUGUGAUACCUCAUUAUACGCAGCCAACUCAGACUGCGCAAAGUUAUCAAUUAAAUGGCAGUCAGCAUGGUUCUCAACAGUCUACGACGUAUCCUAAUUUAUCAAUGUCGACGCAUCCCAAUGGGACAUACAGUUCAGGAGCUUCUUUCAACCCUCAACUGUCUCACCUUAAUUAUUCGGUUCCGCCGUCGAAUAUCACGCAAACUACCUUGUCAACGUUGGCACCAUAUUCGACGGCAUCCUUCCAUUCAACGUUAGGGCCGCUUACGAGCGUUUCUCAAACCGUUCUUCCUUAUUCGAGCGCUCAAAGUAGCUAUGCUACAAGCGGCUUGACUUAUUCUACUGUCGGGACCAAUGCUUUCGGCACCUCGAGCGUCGGCUCGGGUACUACAUCGGGAAACUUGUUACAAGCAAUAGGAGAUCCUUUACAAGCGAUGCAACAACUUUCUGCUCAAUCGCAAGCCAAUCAAUUGCAACAACAAGCGAUUAUUCAACAAAUACAACAAAGUUUGCGAGCUAGUUCGCCAACGGCGACAAGCACAACGGGCCACCAUUUUCUUGGUCCAAGACAAAUGCCAAAAAUCCCUACUGGUAUACUUACUAAUCCUUUAGAUAGAUUGACCAAUGAAAAUAUAGUAUCUGAAGGUCAAGUCGACAUGUUGGAUAUACCUGGCAAGGGUAGAUGUUACGUUUAUAUAGCUCGCUUCACUUAUGAGCCCUUUCAGCAUUCGCCUAAUGAAAAUCCAGAAGCUGAGUUACCCGUACAGGGUGGGGAUUAUCUUCUUGUUUGGAGUCAACCAGACGAUGAUGGUUUCCUUGACGCUGAAACUCUCGAUGGAAGGCGUGGUCUCGUACCCGCUAACUUUGUACAAAAGUUAAUUGGUGAAGAUCUGUUGGAAUUUCAUCAAGCUGUCCUCGGCCUUAGAGACGUCGAUGAUUCUGCUUCAACGAAUAUUCCACAAGUGAGCAAUUGCUAUCUGCAGGACAUCGAUCUAGAAUUAGCAGCUUUAGAAGAAGGAAAUCGAAAUCGACAAGCUGAGUUAUCUGCUUAUGCUGAAUUAGACAAUAUUGCGGAAGAUGACGAACAGGAACCACCAGAAGUCUACCUGUUUUCGGACCUAGUUCCGGCGCCGCAGCACCUCACUCUUGAACGACAACUCAACAAGAGUGUCCUGAUUGGGUGGACCGCUCCUGAAAAUCCUCAUCAACUAGAAUCCUAUCAUGUCUACGUGGAUGGUGUACUGAAGGUUACCGUCAAAGCUACUGAAAGAACGAGGGCAUUGGUCGAGGGAGUUGAUUCUACUAGGCCCCAUAGAAUAAGCGUACGAUCAGUGACGCAUUCGAGAAGAACAUCAAGGGAUGCAGCAUGCACAAUGGUAAUCGGCAAAGAUAUUGCUUUGGGUCCAACUGCCGUAAAAGCAUCCAAUGUAACAGCAACAAGCGCUGUGAUAUCAUGGUUGCCAAGUAAUAGUAAUCAUCAACACGUAGUUUGUGUGAAUAACGUCGAAGUCAGGACCGUGAAGCCAGGAGUUUAUAGACAUACGAUCACCGGUUUGGCACCCUCAACGAUUUACAGGGUGACGGUGAAAGCGAAAAAUUUAAGAGCAACACAUUUUGAGGAUCAAAAUGCACAAGCGGUAAACAAUUUUGCCUGUCAUGUCCAUUUUAAGACAUUGCCCAAAGGAUUGCCAGAUCCUCCGGUCGAUAUCCAGGUGGAGGCUGGACCGCAGGACGGCACUUUGCUAGUGACCUGGCAGCCUGUUGCCCUAAACGGUUCGGCCGUCACCGGUUACGCGGUGUAUGCCGAUGGAAAAAAAGUCACCGACGUUGACAGUCCCACCGGUGAUCACGCUUUGGUCGACAUACACAAACUCAUGGGGCUGAAUCCAAAACACAUAACAGUCCGUACGAAGAGUAGGGAGAGUCAAUCGGGUGACAGUUGUGCUACAGCGAUACCUUGCAGUGUUCUUCGGGGUGGUACGAGUACUCAUUUGCAGCAUGGUGCCCCACACAUGCUCGAUCAAGGCCAACAACAACAACAACAACAACAACAAACAAGCGUCAUACAACAGGACGAUCCGAACCGUCAUCGUAUGGGAGUUGCUCAGCGAUAUCCUACUGCACCUGUUCCAUCGCACAUGAGAAGACAAGGUACCAGAGUCGAUGUACAUGGUCAAGUAAUCAUUGAAACAGAUGAAAACCUCUCCGACAAGGAAAUAUUUCCAGGACAGAGCAUCUCUCAAAUGGCUGUUCCAGAAAUCACAAAGGAUUCUGCUAGCGAAGCCAAUUAUAGCGAAGAGGAUGAUCCAUCUCGAAGAGGUCGUGGAAUGUCACCGCAUCAUCAUCGAUAUGGUCCUCAAGGCCCUCAAGGACCACCUGGAGCAUAUAGAUCGGUUAGAAUGGGAGGACCUGGUAGACCUCAGGAUGCUUAUUACGAUCAAACAGGUAAUCAAAGGAUGAGAGGACCGAUAUAUGGCGCAAGAGUAAAUCAAGCUCAAGGUGGUAAUGUUCAUCCAGCUAGUGGUGUUCAACAAAUGAAUAAGAGGAUACGCCGAUUCAUCGCAUUAUUCGAUUACGAUCCAACAACUAUGUCACCAAAUCCCAAUGCCUGCGAGGAAGAAUUACAAUUCUCUGAGGGAGACACGAUCAAGGUAUACGGUGAAAAGGAUGCCGAUGGUUUUUAUUGGGGCGAAUGUCGUGGUAGACGAGGAUACGUGCCGCAUAAUAUGGUUGAAGAAUUAAAAGAUCAAAAUCAAGGUGGUCAAGGACAACCUAAUAGACGAGGACCUGGAUCUAAUGAAAGAUGGGGAGAUAUCUAUGCGAGUAUGCCUAUGAAGAAAAUGAUAGCGAUGUACGAUUAUAAUCCACAGGAACUUUCACCUAAUCCGGAUGCGCAAGUUGAGUUACCGUUUCAUGCUGGCAAUGAAAUUUGUGUUUAUGGUGAAAUGGACUCCGAUGGAUUUUAUAUGGGCGAACUUAACGGAGUUCGCGGUUUAGUGCCAAGUAAUUUCCUCAUAGAAGCAUCUAACCAGGGUCAACCGUCUCAAGGAGGUAGAAGGCCACCGGGACAAAGUCAAGGACCCGGUGCGAGGGGUCCACCACCCCCACCACGAGAACCUCCACCAACUGGGCACCGCCGUAAUAAAGAUGCCUGCAUUGUGCCUGUGUCUGUCCCUGUCUGUCACUUAGACUCUAGACAACAACAACAACAACAACAACAACAACAACCACUAAUGAACAACCAACAACAUCAACUACAACAAAACAAUCCACCGCAUCUAGCGUACCAACAAGCGAAUCACCAUAGCAAUACGACUGUAACCACGUCUAAUCAGCAUGGGCCCAGUCACUUGCCUUCCGGCGGUGGUGUCAUGGGUGCCCAUCAACAAGGGCCCCUUCCACCCCACCUUCAACAACAGGGGAAGGGGAGGGGAGGCGUGGGCAAUCGAGCCGUUGGUAGUAACAUGCCAGGCGGCAUGCAAACUCCGGGACAACACAUGCAACCGCAACAGCAGCUCGAUUAUCAAGGUCAGCAACAGCCGAAUCAACAGUAUCAACAACAGCCAAAUCAACAGAAUCAGAAUUAUCAGCAAUCAAAUCAGGGAUACCCGCAACAAGGUCAACAAGGCUUUGGACAGCAAGCUGGACAACAGUAUCAACAACCGCAACAACAACAACAGGGACAGCAUCAACAACAGCAGCAGCAACAGCAGCAGCAGGUGCAACAACCAAAUCAAGGAUAUGGUCAACAAAACCAAGGACCAUCGAUGCAGAGUUCACAGCCAAGCAGCAAACCAAUGAGGGGUAUACCGACUGUCCUUCCAACUGCUCAAAGCAAAACCACACCGAACACUCCGCAAGGCCAACAACAACAGCAACAGCCACAACAGCAGCAGAGUACGGGUCCGAAUCUAAUGCAAAAAUUUACAGAAAUGGCAGGUGCCAGUGCAGGCGGAGAUAUUCUCUCGAAGGGCAAAGAGCUUAUCUUUAUGAAGUUUGGCUUGGGCAAGUGAGCUAUUGCCUUUAUUACACCGCCGAUAUUAAAAAUACAUCUUUUCUUUUUCUUCCUCUCCGCUUACGAUAUUUGACGCGGAUUCCGACGACGUAUCGAUAACGAGCUCCGUGAUCAGAACGUUCGAAUGCCACUUUAUUACGACCGAUCGUAUGUACGAGUGCAGGAUAAAAAGAUAAAAUAUGAUUAAACAUUUAUGGGAUAUAUAUAUAUAUAUAUAUAUAUAUAUAUACAUAUAUAUGCAUAUAUAUAUAUAUAUAUAAAGAGAGAGAGAGAGAGAGAGAGAGAGAGAGAGAGAGAGAAGGCCGACGAUGACUCGCUGAUUCCUUCGUCAAGUUCGAUGAACUUCAAUGUGUCCUGCCAUCGCUGCCGCUGCUGUUGGUGCUGGUGCUGGUGCUGGUGCCAUUACCGCCGCUGCCGCCAUUGCCAUCGCUAUGUAAUCGCUGCUAGAAUUCGCUGGAGGCAUAUAAACGCAGGCAGGUAAUCGAUCGUAAAAUCUUAUGGGAAGCAUAUUCUAGCUCGUCUAUCAUUUCACGUUGGAGAGAGAAAGAUAGAUAGAUAGAUAGAUAGAUAGAUAGAGAGAGAGAGAGAAAGAGAGAGAGAGAGAGAGAGAGAGAGAGAGAGAGAGAGAAAGAGACGGAGAGACGAAGGAUCGGCUUUGUUGCCGAUGUUAUUAUAGAGGGAAAGAAAACCUUCGAUAGAAUUUUUUUAAGAUCACCCUGAUAUAAUAAAGAAAAAAAAAGAAAAAUAAUAAUAAUAAUAAUAAUAAUAAUAAUAAUAAUAAUAAUAAUAAUAAUAAUAAAAAUGACAACGGUAAGAAAGUAAAAGAGUUCUCGCGACGUUGACGCAAAAACCAUGCGAGAUCUCCUUAAGAAGAAAAUAAUAAAAAGAUAAAGAAAAAGAAGAAGAAAAAAAGAAAUAAUGAACAAUGACAGAAACUAAACGAUGUUAUUCCGAAUAUACUUAUUUACGUUUCGAGGAGAUACGAGAAAUGGGAAUUUGCAAAAAGAGAAAAAAAAAAGCGGAAGACACAUAUAUAGUAAGGUUCCUCCGAAAAUCUUAAUAUAUCCUCUUCUAAUUCUUCUACGCGAAAGCUGGAACUUCUUCGCAGGUGCUAAUACAAUCGACGAGAGUAUUAUCUUGAUGUUCCAAUGUACGUGAGCAAUGCAGAUUCAAUCUAGAGAGAAAAAAAAAUGAAAAAAAAAAAACAAAAAAAAAAAGAAAAAAAAGUAUAUUUCCUUCAAUAUUGUAUAAUAUAUUCGCGAACGAAUAUACAUAAAUGUUGGCCGAUUAUAAAAAUGUUAUCGCGUCCAGACCAAAGUACAUCACCAACGCGUGUUGCAUGUUUUUCGUACCUGUUGCCGUACCUUCCAAACGGUGUGGACGAUCCACCUCAUUUCGAAGUUCUUUCUGUUAAUAACUAUGUUGGCUUUUUCCUUGUAAUAAUUGACAUAAUGCAAGUCCUCGUUGAGAAUCGAACGUGUCUUUCAUUUCGUCCACGUAUACACGAGACAAAGAGGGAUUAAGAACAAGAGGGAGAGAGAGAGAGAAAGAGAGAGAGAGAGAGAGAGACGUGGACAAACGCAAUUAAUUCGUUUCUCGUGUUACGAUGGAAGUAAGAAAAGAAAAGAAAAGAAAAAAGAAAAGAAAAACGUAAAAAAAAAGAAAAAGAAAAAAAAACAAGAAAAAAUGCAUUAACAGAAUCAGGUUAUUCGCAGAAUUAUAGAGAAGUUGAUUAAAUGUUAGUAAAAAAAAAAAAAAGAAAAAAAAAAAAAGAAAAAAAAAGAAAAAAAAAAAUAAAUAAAAAAUAAAAAAAUAAAAAAAUAAAUAAACAAAUAACAUACUUGGACGAGCGCGGACAGGAUAUUAAUGUACGUGCGAACGUAAUGGAACAACAUAAAAAACUUUUAUCAUGUAGGUAAUGCGUAGAUUACGAGAUAAAUUUUAUCUACAUAGGACUGGACAAUGAAAUGUGGGGGUGUGCCUUCAAAUAUCUCACCCUGAAAACAAAAGACGAGACCAUAUCCUUAAAUCAUUAUAAUAUAUAUUGCAGCUAGUUUAUUCUGUUUGAGAUCGCUAAACGAUUGCGCGUUUUUAAAUAAAUGCGCGUAUACAUAUUUCUCACUUUCGCGAAAGCCAAUAUUUAAAUGAUGAUAGGCCGAACGAAAUAAAAUAUGACAAGUUCGUUUCCUUCGAUAAACAAAUUUUCUUCAUAGAAUGACUUACUCGAUCCUCGUAGAAAUUAUGUUCUCUCUUUCGAGGAUAUGAGAACUAUCCUGAUCCUCUCUAUUUUUCCACACUGUAAUCUUUAGCUUUUAUUUUUAUUUUUUUUUUGUUUUUUUUCUUUUGAUAUACUUCUUUUCUUCUUCUUCUUCUUCUUCUUCCGUCUUCUUCUAUCGUCUUCUAUCUUCUUUCUAUGUAUAUACAUACAAAAUACAUCUUACGUCUUAGGUUGACAUAACUCUCGCGAUUAAAUUCGCAUACACGAUGAGCCAAUUAUUGCGUCCAUCGUGAUUGUUCCGUCAUUAUCAUAUAUUAUAAAUGUAGAAAACGUCGUCCCUCUCUUCCCUCUCCAUCCUCUCCGCCUUUCCCCCUUCUUCACCAUCUGCUUUUCGAUCGAUUUAAGGAAGAAACGUAUCUUCUCUUGUCGCAUUCGAGCAUAUACAUACAUACAUACAUAAAUACAUAAAUACAUACAUACAUACAUGUAUACAUACAUAAAUAUCGAGAGAUAUGUAUCUUAAAUACAACAUAUGGUAAUCAGAUGAGCUAGAGCAAGCAAACGAGCAAAUAAUAAUCAGGUCAUGACCGAUUUCAUCGACGAUCGUGUUGUUCAACGACGUCGCCUGAUUUCGCGUCUUUAUUUAUACGUGCAUUGAGAGAAGAAUGACGUUUGUCGAAUGAAAAAUAUACGAUUGAUAAAAAUAAAAUGAAAGGGAGAUACGUAAAAGCGAACGAAGCAAAAAGAAAAAAAAGAAAAAAAAAGAGAAAACCAAAAAAAAGAGGAAGAAAAGAAAAAGAAAAAACAGAGAAAUAGUAGGGUACGCAUACAACACAUUAAAAUAUACAUAUUAUACAGAUCGGUGGCAUUUAAGACAAUAUAUUAUACUCCGAUAUCUUUUUCCGAUUAAAAAAGGUACGAACAAAUGUUUAGAACAAAAGUUACCUGAUUCGAAGAAAAGAAAUGGAAAAUAAUGAGGAGGAGUCCUUUCUUUCUUUUUUCUUUUUUUUUUCUUUCUUUCUUUCUUUCUUCCUUUCCAAAUGUUAAUGAUUAAAGAAAUGAUUAGAAAUCUUUAUUUACGACCUGUUCCUAUCGCGCUUACGUGUAUAUGUUUAAAUUUUGCUUUUUUUCUUUCUUCUUUUUUUUUUCCUCUUUCGAUUCGUCAUAAGAUCGACGCAGGAAUACUUGAGAGAUAAAUGUUUCACAUUACGUAUAUGCGUGCGUAAAAAUAAGAAGAAAAAAAAAA